Ambispora leptoticha is the source of this 391-nucleotide messenger RNA. Lineage: Eukaryota; Fungi; Glomeromycota; Glomeromycetes; Archaeosporales; Ambisporaceae. The record is from the annotation of a GenBank genome assembly.
AUGGGAUCUACCUGUUGCAAAGAUGGUGCGUAUGAAGAAUAUGAGGGACCACCAAUCCCUCCGAAGGCAAUCCCUCCGAAGGCAACAAACCCAACGAUUCAUUCUAGCAAUUAUGUUAGCAAUCACAAAUUAAUAAACCUAACGCCAAGAAAUAGAGAAACAUGCGUGAUACAUUCAACAAAUGGUUUCAAUACUCCACAACUAGCAUUGGCUGAGAGAAAGAAAACUCAAUUGGUCGUUGGAAUAGAUUUUGGAACGACAGAAAGCGGAUUUGCAUUUUGUCCUCGGCCUCUAAAUAAUGGGCAAAUAAAUAUUGAUAAUAUUGAGACUAAUACUGAAUGGCCUGGAUGGUGGGGAAAAUUCAAGACUAAUACUGCAUUAGAGUAUGACA